UAUUUUGAUAGAUUUUUCACCUCUAGUGCCUUAGAGGUGCUAGUAAAAACCGUUGUAUUACACUAAUGUCUGCAAUAAAUUUUUAACUGCCCAAACGAUGUAGCUAGAUUUAUCGUACACUUUAGAAAACGAUAUUAAAGAUGAAACUUGAUUUGUGUGAGGGGAAUAGUUUAGAUUCCUGCUGGAAGAUAGGAGGUCGCAAAUCCCGGGCCCCAUUCGAUCGGAAUGAGAUCGAAGCCGUGAAUAUAGUGGAUUGCUGCAAGAAAAUCACUGACUUAAUAGACGAAAACACGUUGAGAAUACGUCAUACGAAUACAAGGAACAAUAGAAAUGUAAAUUUUAAACAUAUUUCACAUCUGGCAUACGGCGCUACUAAUAUUUAUAGAUGUCAGGUGGAUAUUCUUUUAGGAGAUACGAAACUUUUGCUGGAUCAAAUGAAAAGUAAGAAUGUGGACUUUGUUCUUACAACCACAAUAUCUGUUUUGGACAAAAAAUCGGAUAUUACAAAUCAACAUAAACGGAAGCGUGUGAUCACUAAGAAAGCAAAUAUCACAAUCUCAAAACGCCCCAGAUUUCAGGAGUCUGAAUUUUUAAGUGAAUUCUCUCAGAAGUACUACGAAAACGUACUAUCUGAAUGUCAAAUGUGGAAGUCAGAAUGCACAGAACAGAUGGUCGAGGAUUUAAACCAGUCUAUAGAACUACCACGAAGAUGUAAGGAAUCAAUGUCAUAUCAUGCCUUUACCAUAACUGAAGAAAUACAAGAUAACGAAGACCAAAACAUUAUAAUGUCAUCUGAUGGUUUUGGUGAUAACGAUGAGUUAGAUUUAACCAUUUUUCAAGAACUUUACCCCAAAAACGGAAAAAAAUCUGACUUAAAAAAGCGCUUAACCACCCAGGAUGCAACCGGCAUUUUACCAGAAAAAAUGCCGAGAUUGGAUGAAUUGGAAAUUUUCAAAGUUGACAAUGCAAUAAUGGUCCAAAUUAUUCCUGACAACAUUGAUUCAGCUGGAGAUAAAUUAGAAUGUAAACAUUCGAUGUCGCAAUUUUCAAAGCCUUUUGAAGAAAUAAUAUUCAGCAAACCGAAGAAUUCUCGCAAAAGAAAACUCUUGGUAGAUAACCAUAUUAAAUACACUCGAGAACAACUCCAAAAGCAUAGACGCAAAUAUAUGGAUGAUUAUAUGUCUAGAACUGUAAUAAUACAAAAACCAUCAGAAAUACGGAAAUUUCCUAAUGAACUUUUAAGCAAACUGAAUAAAACUGCAAUAUUUUCAUCUAUUGAAAAUUAUCGAAGCUUUAGGUCAAAUAAAGAAGAAAUGCAUCAAGAGACCGAAAACAUCUUGAGAAAUAUAUUUGGCAGCGAUUUUUCGAAGACCCUUUUAAAGGAUAUUUUUUACGUAAAAAAAUUAAGUUAUGAAGAGUCACAUAUUCAUCAGGUCGAAUCCCAUGAAAUAAAGAACGUCUUUUCAUCUUCAUUACCCCACGUGGUUAAAAAUCCAGAAGGCAAUAACAAUUUCUUUCAACACACUUUACACUAUGAGAAUAUUAAUUUCGGUGUUCACAAUGUGAUGAUGAAUCUACUAAACAUUUGGCGUAAAAAUUCCAAAAUCACAGGAAUCGAUGCCCAUGAUUUUAUAAAAUCAUUUGAAAGUCGCUUCAACGUUUCGAUAGCCUUUAUUAAUUUAUUAUAUCUAGUUCGAGAUAAUUUCAUACAAAUCUCAAAGCGGGGUAACUCCCUUGAAAUGGACCAAAUUACUCUAGGAAGAAAGGGUGUCAAGCUAAUAGAUAGUUUCUAAAUAUUGUUUAAAAUCUUAUAAAGACUGUUAGCAAUUGUCA
Molecule: messenger RNA, 1833 nt
Organism: Drosophila eugracilis
Lineage: Eukaryota; Metazoa; Arthropoda; Insecta; Diptera; Drosophilidae
Gene: c(2)M
Exons: 8
Coding region: 141-1793 (550 amino acids)
Molecular function (GO): protein binding
Source: RefSeq, a predicted model, not a curated record